CGACAUUAGAAACGAUAUACGGUAGGCUGCACGACAGCCUCUACCACAAGGACAAAAAAACUCCUCACCAUUAUUUAAUUUGACUUCAUACAGCUAUAAAAUCCAACACAUCGACUGGUGUCGCCACUCUUGUCAAAUGGCCAACCCACUACGAGGUGAAGUUAUUAAGCUUUACAAGAACCUGCUGUAUCUCGGUCGAGACUAUCCGGAGGGAUCAGCCUUUUUCCGAGAGCGCCUUAAGUCAGCCUUCAUGAAAAAUAAAGAUGUGACGGACCCCGAGCACAUCAAAAAGCUCGUGGGACGAGGAGAGUAUGUCAUCAAGGAGCUUGAAGCUCUCUACUUCCUCAAGAAAUACAGAGCCAUGAAGAAGAGGUACUAUGACCCGGAAACAUAAUUGUACCAAGGAUGUAAACAUUACUGUGAAAUCCUUUGCCAUGAUUAUUAAUUUCAGGUAUUUUUUACGCAAGGCACUCUUGGGCUCUCGCUCAAAAGGAAACAUGUUAUUUGAUUUCAACUAUUGUUGAAGCCGUUUGUGCAUGUUGAAUACAUAAAGACCGAUGCAGGCAGUGUGUGAGAAUAAUGUGGAAGCAAUUUUAAUUACACAACUAUAGUUGUUAAUGUAUUGCAAGCAGCAAAACAUACAGCCAUACAUUCAUUUGUAAGUAUGAUGUUCUAUGGAUUCAAGGGGAAUUUGUGACAAAUGAAUGUAAAUAUGUGGACUGUCAACCCAAUUUGUAAGUACAACAAAAUAAAUGUGAACAAAACAAAAA
Molecule: messenger RNA, 770 nt
Organism: Syngnathus acus (greater pipefish)
Lineage: Eukaryota; Metazoa; Chordata; Actinopteri; Syngnathiformes; Syngnathidae
Gene: lyrm5a
Product: LYR motif containing 5a
Exons: 3
Coding region: 137-394 (85 amino acids)
Biological process (GO): respiratory electron transport chain
Cellular component (GO): mitochondrion
Source: RefSeq, a predicted model, not a curated record